UGGAGAGGCAUGCAUCUAAUGAACAAAAAAAUAUCUAUGGACAACAGUGGGUCCAGUAUAAAGGGUAUCUAAAUUGUAAAAUAGUGAGCCCGAAAAAAAAUUGCAACCCACUAAAAAGGACAAAUAAAAUAAUAAAUCAAAACCCCAAUAAAGAAGAAAGAAAAGAAGACGUAAAUAGUAACUGUUAUCUCCCACCAACAAUUCUGAUAACUCCACUCUUGAGAUUGAGAAUCGACUUCUUAUUUAUAUUCUCCGUUCUCUGCUGGGCUGGGCUCUGCCAUAAACCUCACUUUCUCUCUCUACAAUGCAAGGGAAAGCGAGGAAUGCCCUUCUCUUCUUUUCCUUCACCGCCAUUUUCGUUGCUCUCUCCUCUGCUUUCACAGACCCAACACAGUACCAGACCCUGCUCGUCAGCACUCUCUCAAACCCUCCAACUCUUUCAUGGCCCGAGGCCGAGUUAACCGGUUCCGAUCCAGACCCAGAGUCCGAGUCCGAAACCACCCUUCAGUUGCACCACAUCGACGCCUUGACCACUGACCAGACCCCGGAGCAGCUCUUCCACCUCAGGCUCCACCGCGACGCUACCCGAGUCAAGUCUCUGGCCUCGCUAGUCGCAGCGAAGAACGGAACUCGAGCAGGGUAUGGAUCCGGAUCCGGGUUCAGCAGCUCCAUCAUCUCGGGGCUCGCGCAAGGGAGCGGCGAGUAUUUCACGAGGCUCGGAGUAGGCACGCCUCCCAGGUACCUGUACAUGGUCCUGGAUACCGGGAGCGACGUCGUUUGGCUCCAGUGUUCCCCGUGCAGGAAAUGCUACACCCAGGCCGACCCGAUAUUCGACCCGCGCAAAUCCACGUCCUAUGGUCGGAUCGCAUGCGGGUCCCCGCUCUGCCGCAAGCUAGACUCCCCAGGUUGCAAUCAACGGAAGUCCUGCCUCUACCAGGUAUCAUACGGCGACGGCUCUUUCACCACGGGAGAGUUCUCCACUGAAACGAUGACGUUCAGGCGCACGAGCGUGGCGCGUGUAGCACUGGGCUGUGGCCACGAUGACGAGGGUUUGUUCGUGGGUGCGGCUGGACUUUUGGGCCUGGGCCGGGGGAGGUUGUCGUUCCCCUCCCAGACAGGUUACCGGUUCAACCGGAAAUUCUCUUACUGCUUGGUGGACCGGUCCGCUUCGUCCAAACAGUCUUCAUCCAUCGUCUUCGGUGACUCGGCCGUUUCCCGGACCGCCCGGUUCACCCCGUUGCUAGCGAACCCAAAGCUAGACACGUUCUACUAUCUUGAGCUACUCGGCAUCAGCGUGGGUGGGACACGUGUCCGCGGCAUCUCCGCCUCGCUCUUCCAGCUCGACGGAGCCGGCAACGGAGGUGUCAUAAUAGAUUCAGGCACGUCCGUUACUCGAUUGACCCGACCCGCAUACGUGGCUCUCCGGGAGGCUUUCCGAGCCGGGGCGGCGAACUUGAAGAGCGCGCCCGAGUUCUCGCUCUUCGACACUUGCUUCGAUUUGUCGGGGAAAUCGGAGGUGAAGGUUCCGACGGUGGUGCUUCAUUUCCGGGGAGCUGACGUGUCAUUGCCGGCGUCGAACUACCUGAUUCCGGUUGACAGUAGCGGGACGUUCUGUUUCGCUUUCGCGGGGACAAUGGGCGGGCUGUCCAUCAUCGGAAAUAUCCAGCAGCAAGGGUUUCGGGUUGUGUAUGACUUAGCGGGUUCUCGGAUCGGGUUCUCUCCUCGCGGGUGCGCUUGAUUUUGGUAGUGAGGAAGAGGAAAAGCUCUUUCCCUCCUUUUUCUUUAUUUAUUUAUUUUACUUUUUAAUUUAAAAAAAAAAAAAAGAGAGUAAAAAUCUUUCUUUUGAUUGCAACGCGGAAAAGAGGAAGGUAAGGUCAAAAAGAGAAGUAAAAAAAAAAAGUAGGGAAUUUGAGUUUACAAGAAAGGUCACGUGUUGUUUGUUGUUGUAAUAUGUAACGAGUCUUUCAAGAAUUACUAGUACAACUGUAGUACAUGGGUAAUUUGGUCAUUAUAAGUUUUAGUUUUCGAGAAUUAGAAAUUCUACUAGUGAUGUAUAAUUCAAGUCAUUAUCAAUCUAUUGAAAAAAAAUACCAAAUCCAAACAUAA
Molecule: messenger RNA, 2106 nt
Organism: Humulus lupulus (European hop)
Lineage: Eukaryota; Viridiplantae; Streptophyta; Magnoliopsida; Rosales; Cannabaceae
Product: aspartyl protease family protein 2
Exons: 1
Coding region: 305-1738 (477 amino acids)
Biological process (GO): proteolysis
Molecular function (GO): aspartic-type endopeptidase activity
Source: RefSeq, a predicted model, not a curated record